Molecule: messenger RNA, 2285 nt
Organism: Syngnathus acus (greater pipefish)
Lineage: Eukaryota; Metazoa; Chordata; Actinopteri; Syngnathiformes; Syngnathidae
Product: golgin subfamily A member 6-like protein 1
Exons: 5
Coding region: 819-1325 (168 amino acids)
Source: RefSeq, a predicted model, not a curated record
AAAUUCUGAGCUGGGGUGAAGGUUUCAAAUUAGGGCUUCAACCCAGGGUUAAGGUUUCAAAUUAGGGUUUGAAACUAGGAUUGAGAAUUUUGCGUAGGGUUUCAAAGGCAGGGUUGGGGUUUUCAAUUAAGGUUUCAAACUAGGGUUAGGUUAGGUUUCAAAUCAGGGGUUUUAAACAGGUUAGGGUUUGAAAGUAAGAUUAGAGUUCGGACAUGACUAUGAAUAAGGUAUCAAAUUAGGGUUUCCAACAGGUUAGGGUUUUAAACUAGGGCGAGGGUUUCAAAGUAAGAUUAAAAUGUCAAACUAGGGAUAAGGACUCAAAUUAAGGUUUCAGAUAAAUUAGGGUUUCAAAUUAUUGGUCGGCGUGUAUAGUAGGGUUUUACUAAGAUUAAUAUUUCAAAUUAGGCUUCCUGUUUGUAACUGUCAUGAUUUAAUAUACCCAUGUUUGUUUAUCUUAUGUUGUGCAACGUGUGUACAUUGUUAAAUACUCACAUACGUUUGGGUUAUUAUGCCUCCUACUGUUCAGUUUGGGGAUCGCAUCGUGUGGCAGGAAGCAGUUAAAAUUGUUUGGGUAAUUGCGACAGGCGUGUGAGGAGAAGGACGGAAGCGUAAGAUGCAUGCACAUGCAAACAAUUUGGAUUACUUGUAUUUGCUCCUGAAUUGCUGUUUGCAAGGCGAAGCGAUGCCAGACCAAAUGCGAAGAGCUGGAGAACCAAGUCCAGGACCUGCUGUACGAGCAGCGGGUGUUGCGCAAGGACAAGGCGGACGUGACACGCUACCUGAAGCGCUCGCUGGACGCCAAAGACAAGAAAGUGGAGAUGCUGAUGGAGCAGGUGGAGAGCCAGCAGGAGGCGGCGGAGCGUCAAAAAGAAUGUAUGGAGCAGCUGGAGGCCACGGUACAGCAGCUGGAGGCGCGCAUCCAGGAGCUCAACAGUGAAAUCUGCACGCAAGUGGAGAAGCUGGAGGCUCAGGCUGGGCAGCUGGUGGCUCUGGAGGAGAAGCUGGUGAAGCAGAAGCAGGACCAGGAGGCCUCCAUCCGCCACCUCAAGGAGGAAGCCGAGCGAGACAAGACCAACAUGAUCGCCGAGACCAUGAGGAACAUGGAGGUGGUGUUUGAGGACAAGAUGGGCAAGGUGCUGCAGCAGGAGCGGGAGGAGAACAGCGAGAAGAUGCUUCAGCUGAAAAAGAUGCUGGGAGAAAACAUGACCCUGUGGGAGGAGAAGGACGUAAUGCAGAAGAGAGAGCUGGAACUCUACUGCGAGGUCAGCCGACUCCAAGAGGAGCUCGUCAAGAAGCCCAGACGCAAGCUCAUCCGCAGGAAGUGAGCAAUCAUGUCAAAUGAUCUUCUACUGAACUUUCAAAAAGAACUGUUAACCUGCUGGAGCAACAACAAAGUCGAUAGGACCAAGAGGCGUAACGACACGUCAUGUUCACGGUGGCCUCCAGCAAGACAACGUUGUGAAAGAGCUGCACACGUUAUCUCACUGCCUUCAAACUACUAAAGUGUCAUGAAACGACUUGAAAAACUGUCAUGGAAACUCCAUAAGUUCUCAUAAAAACAGCAGAAAUUGUCAAGCGACUCAAUUAGCUAGCUGAUAGACAAAGCAACACAAAAUGAAAUACUACAUAACACUAACACACACGGGAUGGCGUGACAUGGUGUGGAAUGAUUGUCGCUUAGAUUACAGUGAGACAAACACAAAGAUUCCGGAAUGUUCCGUAAAUAUUGAGGCAUUUGGGAAUUGGAAUGAUGAGACCACCCAUCAGCUCCUUGCGAGCAAACAGAAAACCUUGCAAGAUGCGAGUAGACGCAUACUCACUACACGUAUGACAAUACACGACAAAAUUAAAAACGACACAACAGAUGAUACCAAAAAAAUGCGACACUACAUUUCACUAGAUAACAUUACACUCAAUUACAAUGAAAGAGGAGCUGCGGCUGAAGUUGGCUGUAAACGCGCCCACAGUGGCGCAGCCUGCCCACUGAUGCGCUGGCCUGCGCUCAUCUCUAUAUUUACCAAAACUGGCCUAACAUCCAACAAGCCAGCGCUGGAUCUACGUAACAAAAAUCAGUGACACAACGUGAUAAAUUGUUUUACAGGUCACGAGCUGACAGGAGAGUAUGAUUAACUAAGCAGAGCACCAAUCAGCAGCUUACUUAAGACUCCGCCCCUUGAAAUUCAAUGCUGUGACUUGUUCAUGUUUGACUCCCGGGAGAAUCACAAGUAUUUCCUCCACAAUAACGGGCUGCCCUAAUCUCUCUUCCUCAUUUUCAUUCUUCUAUG